AUGGCCUCUUUGGGACUUCGCAGCGCCGUCCAGCCCCUCCUCCGUCCUUUGUCCGGCGGCUCUGCAGGCGGGCUUCACCCGGCCAAGGGAGGGAGCAAGAACCGGCGCUUUUUGUUUGCAGCAGAGUCCGGAGAGCUGGAUUCCCUGGCGCGGAUUCUCCCCGCCGAGUGGAUUCCCCUGCUGCAGGCGGGAGCCCUUCCAAGAGCUUCUCUGGGCGCGGCUUGGCAGCAGAGCGCCGGCGGCUCGGCCCCCGCAGCCAGCACCUCCUCGCGCGCGGUCCCGGACGGGGAGCGCGGCCCCGGUGCAGCGGCUCGGGGAGCGCGCGGGCUGCGUCCGGAAGGGACCCGAGUCUGCGAGCAAAGAGCAAACCGGGCGGAAAUUCGUUCUUCCCACACUCUGCCCGCGGGGACGCAGGCGGAGAAAGAGGAGACGGCGGAGGGAGGACAGACCCCGGCAGGGGGAGGAGGAAACGCUAAGUGGCUCCACGUCUGGUCAGCCCGAGCCCGGGAUGCCAAGUGCCACGCUGUGGGAAGUUUGGGCAGCACGGAGGCCGCCAGCAUUCUGCAGGAAGUUUGGAGAGCACAAGGUUGCCUGCAGAAGGCCGUAAGAAUAGGAGGGUGUCUGAAGGGCGUAUUUACUCCAUCCUGCUGUGGGCUAGAACUUGAAGGUAUCACAGAACUGGUUCUGCCACCGUGAAAGUGUCUCUGCCACAUUUUGGUGAUUCAGUUCCAUUAACUCUCCUCCAGUAAUAGAGCCCUUGGGGCAGGCUCUGCUCCUGUGCACAUACCUAACAACCUUCACAGAUCCAAAGGUAACUGCUUCCUGCAAGGCCCUCCUGCUUCAUGCCUGGACUUGCAGUGAUCUUCAAAGUCUUUAGGCCCAGAAAUGUUCAGGCCUGGCUCAGUUGGGGAAGCAUUAUUAUUUAUUAUCUAUAGGGAAUGGAGCAUUUAAUCAGUGGCUCCUUUGGGGUCAGCCCCUGCUGAGAAUGAGAAUACACAAAGAACUGUUAAUUACUGUUUAUUUAUGGGAACCAUCUUGCUAAAAAUAAGGACCCUCCCCCCAUCCAAGGUGUUGAGAAAACCUAAGUUUUGAGCACCUACUCUGCAACAUGUGGAAAAUUAAAGGAAAGAUACAGAUUCUCACCUUAAGAGAAUGACAGCCUAGUGGGAAAGGCAAUGCACUGAAAGGCUAGAUAAUAAUAUAAGGCAGUAAGAGAGAACACCGC
Saimiri boliviensis boliviensis (Bolivian squirrel monkey) is the source of this 1225-nucleotide messenger RNA. The record is from RefSeq and is a predicted model, not a curated record. NCBI's taxonomy places the organism in Eukaryota, Metazoa, Chordata, Mammalia, Primates, Cebidae.